AUGAUAAGACAAACUAGAUUAUUAAAAAAUGUUAAUAUUCGACUGCUAAACCUAGUUUUAUAUAAUGGUUUUCAUUCAGCUAAACAUUGUUAUCAAGAAAUAAAUAUCCCAUGGUAUUUAAGAGAAGAAAAUCAACCAAAAAUUGAAUCAAUAAACAGCAUCGAACUACCAACCAUCCCACCAAACAGUCCCAAUUCAAUGAAGGACAUUAUAAACUUAAUAGUUAAAGAUUACGGAUUAACUGACCUACUCAUCAUCGAUUUAUCUACUCUUCCUUUUUCACAUCCAAAGCAUCCAAAUAAUCAAAAUAAUGAAAAUUGGGUAAUUAUCUCCACUGGUAAAUCAGAAAGACAUAUUUAUAAAACAGCAUAUGAAUUAAAACAUUAUAUGAAAUCAAACCAUAGAAUUAAGACUAAAAUAGAAGGAAUGGUUUCAAAUUCAAUGUCACCAGUCCUAAGAAGAAGAUUAGCGAAAAGAGCCAAAAAAGGUAUGCCUUCCACGUAUAGUGAUUAUGGAAUAUUGGCUAAUACUUGGGUAAGAUGUGAUUUAAAUGAUGUUGUAUUACAUAUAUUAAGUCCCGAAAGAAGAUUAGAAUUAAAAUUGGAAGAAAUAUAUGGUGAAGAAAGUCAGGAUGUUCCUAUAAAUCAAGUUCAUACAAGUAUUGAUUCGGAUAAUAUAUUCCAUGGGAUAAGACAAUUUCAUACCACCACUAAAAGGAGUCUAAAUAUGAUUUAUGAUAAAUUUUUAAACAGUAGUCAGGAAAAUAUAGAGGCAUAUAAAAUUGAAUUUGACUCAAAAUUUACUGGGAAUAGUAUUGAAGAACACGAUUUAAAAUUUCAAAUCUAUAAAAUUAUCAACCUUCUAAAUGAGCAUUUAGUAGGUGAUCACGAAUUAGAAUCUGUAAUAUUCAACAAAUAUGAAUCAUUAAAUUUAAUCCUAAACGAGGACAUCAAUUGGAAUAAUCAAAUAAUUUCAGACACAAUCAAAUACAUGGAAUUAUUAAUCGAUUUAUAUUUAACACCAAAAGAGAAUAUGUCUAAAUUAUCACUAUUUUUAUCCAAGAUUUUGAAAUUUAGAUCAGAUGAGAUUAAUCUAUACUCAAUAGAUAAAUUUCAAUCCCUACUCUGGGCGUUAUCAAUAACUAACCAUGGCUUAACCUCCUCCGAUGUUGAAAAUUUAAUUCAAAAUCACAAACCCGACUUCACACCAAUAAAACUUACAUCAACGGAACAAGACAUUCAGGUUAUUCAAAACACUCGUAAAUUGAUUAAAGAUUAUAAUUUGGCAAAUAAUGGGGUUUUUCCAAUUUGGUUACGUGAAUUAAUUAUGUUAAGUUAUGGAAAUUUGAAAAUUAAUUAUUAUGGCAAACUGAAUUGGGAUCUUUUCUGGAAAGAAUGGAAUGGGAUAAUUGAAAAUAUAAAUGGUUCUAAUAUAGCUAUGAUUUAUUGGAUGAGAUUGAUUGUUUAUUUAACUAAAUUGAAUAAUGUAGAUGCCGUUAGAUAUCUAGCUGAAAAACAUUGGGAUGAUUUAGGUGUUGGUCAUUCCUUCACGAAUGAUUACAAAAAAGGGAAAUUGAAAGAUAAUGAAGAAAUGGUAUUAAAGAAGGCUUUGAAUGUUUUGAAUGAGCAACAUGGACAAAAGAGUUGGUUUAGAAAUAUUAAACAAUUUGUAGAUAGUAAAUAG
Molecule: messenger RNA, 1683 nt
Organism: Insectozyma verbasci
Lineage: Eukaryota; Fungi; Ascomycota; Pichiomycetes; Serinales; Debaryomycetaceae
Source: the annotation of a GenBank genome assembly